AUGGCCUCCCGCAGCGCGGGCACCCUAGUGACCGAGUUCAGUGCCGCCUACAGGCCCCCUGCCCUCAUGCCAGGCUGCCGGCGCAGGUACAAAGGCCACGUUCCCGGCUUGGACUACUCCUUCGGCUCCACCUAUGGCAACGCCACUCUCAAGUACUUCCAGGACCACCGCAACGCAGCCCUGGAGAACAGCGGCACCCCCUUCAGCAAGGGAGGCCACUUCCCAACCCUCUGCUCCCCAAACGUCGACCUCGUGCUGUGUAGCCGCGCGCAGGCCCGGGCCCGCUGGCUGCACCGGCCCAGCUACACCCGCUUCAACCUGGACAGUGAUCGCUCCACUGAACUCUACCGCUUCUACCAGAUGGCACAGGAGCAUCGAAAGCACUAUCGAGACAAGACAGACAUGGUACCCCGGGUCCCCUACUUCGUGCUGCCUAUGAAGGAGCAGGAACGGUACCCCAUCCCCACCGACCUGCCUCCGCUGAGCCCGAAGGAUAAGUGGCACCUUUUAAGAUUGUCCCCCGACAACCUGAAGACCUACCAGACGUUCCCAUCCGGGAAGAGGGUCUCCUCACAGGAACGGCAGAAGAGAGACUUGUACUUUGAGUUCAGAGCAUGAUGCCUGAGAGCCGUGGCCUCAACCAGGUUGGCUCUUUGGAAUAAAAUAUUUAGCCGUGACUCCCCCACACUCCUCUCCUCUGAGCUCCAGGAGCUCUUGGCCGCAGCAGGGACAGCAUCGGAGGGUCACACAGCACAGUGUCCGAAGGGCUGUAGGAAGCUCAGCCCAAGGGCUUCAAGCCAAGAAAAAGUAGUGCCCAGGGACCUGCUCGUCGGCCUCUCCCCCUGACGCGAAGGGGGUAGAACUGAGGACUGUGGGGCCCCUGAGUCUUGGUGGCAGGUCACGCAGGUGCGGAGAUACCUCCCACUGGCAUAACCGAGGAAGCCCCAUUGUCCCAUGUCUGCAAAUGAGGGUGCAGUGAUCCCAGAUGGUUGACCUGGGUGUUAUAUGCAAAGGAAUUCCCGUUUGAGCCCCGGCUCAGCGUUAUUUAGUCCACACAACGCCCUGUAACAGCGGAGGUGCUACUGGUAGACCCUGAGGCCCAGAGAAGUUGCCCACGUUCACACAGCCUGGAAAUGACACAGCCAGGACUCGAACCCAGGUCUUUCUGACCGCCAGGCCCUCGUUGUGGUCCAGAUGGAGACUGGGCGCAGGGAUGGUGCAGCCCUUUGGAUCCCAAAGGACCCUGCGGUGCCCCGAGGAGAAGCGCACCUUCCUGCGUCCUGCCCAGACUGGCAUGGACACGCUGACUGGCCAUCCACCCCGGGACCGUUUCUAGAAGGGAACAGGAGGGAGUAACCCAGGACUAAGCCACUCUUCAAGGACUGUCUAUGUUGCAGG
Messenger RNA from Phyllostomus discolor (pale spear-nosed bat), 1398 nucleotides. It is a transcript of the gene CIMIP2C, whose product is annotated as family with sequence similarity 166 member C. Bases 1 to 618 code for a protein of 205 amino acids. NCBI's taxonomy places the organism in Eukaryota, Metazoa, Chordata, Mammalia, Chiroptera, Phyllostomidae. The record is from RefSeq and is a predicted model, not a curated record. The transcript is spliced from 4 exons.